GGAAUACACUCUGGAUGUCUAUCGACUGUCCUCUGUGGUCACCCAGCAUGAUGCCAAGAAAGCUGGCGCAGAAGUGGUGAAACAAGUGGAACAUCCUCUCCUCAGUGGUCUUCUCUACCCUGGGCUGCAGGCACUGGAUGAAGAGUACCUGAAAGUUGACGCACAGUUUGGAGGAGUGGAUCAGAGAAAAAUCUUCACUUUUGCAGAAAAGUAUCUCCCAUCCCUGGGCUACACAAAACGCAUCCACCUGAUGAACCCCAUGGUGCCUGGAUUGACGGGCAGCAAAAUGAGCUCUUCGGAAGAGGAGUCUAAGAUUGAUCUCUUGGAUCGAAAAGAGGAUGUGAAAAAGAAGCUUAAGAAGGCUUUUUGCGAGCCAGGGAAUGUGGAGAACAAUGGGGUCUUGUCCUUCAUCAAGCACGUGCUCUUCCCCCUUAGAUCAGAGUUUGUGAUCCUUAGAGAUGAGAAGUGGGGAGGCAUUAAAACUUACACAAGCUAUGGAGAUCUCGAGAAAGAUUUUGCUCAGCAGGUUAUCCAUCCGGGAGACUUGAAGAACUCCAUAGAGGUGGCCUUGAAUAAGCUCCUGGAUCCUAUCAGAGAGAAGUUCAGCAGCUCACAAAUGAAGAAACUCGCCAGCUGCGCAUAUCCUGAUCCCUCCACAGCAAAAUCUGCCGUGAAAGGCUCCACAAAGAACUCUGACUCUGAGGAAGUCGUCCCAUCCCGAGUGGAUCUCCGGGUUGGCAAAGUGCUCAGUGUGGAAAAGCAUCCCGAUGCCGAUGCUCUGUACGUGGAGAAGAUUGACCUGGGGGAGGCUGAACCUCGUACAGUGGUUAGUGGUCUGGUGGCAUUUGUGCCCAAGGAAGAGCUGCAGGACAGGCUGGUGGUGCUGGUGUGCAAUAUGAAGCCCCAGAAGAUGCGGGGAGUUGAGUCCCAGGCCAUGCUGCUCUGCGCUUUCAGUUCUGGAGAUCCCUGCCAAGUGGAACCCUUGGACCCCCCAGCCGGCUCCUGUCCUGGACAACGAGUGUUUGUAGAAGGCUUUGAGAAUGGCCAACCGGACGAUGAGCUGAAGCCCAAGAAGAAAGUAUUUGAGAAGUUGCAGGCCGACCUCCAGAUUUCUGAGAACUUUGUGGCCCAGUGGAAGGGGAAGAACCUUAUGACUACUCUGGGGAACCUGACGUGCAAAUCUCUGAAAGGGGGCAUCAUCCGCUAGAGCCCCAGCCUGCCCCUCUCCUGUCCCCCCCACGCCCCCCAUCUCCUGCCCAUCUCUCUUCUUCCUCUGUGCUUCCAUCCGUGAUCUUUUUGCACCUGCACUUGACCCAAGAAAUCAGGAACUGGUUGGGCCUCCGGACUUCUGUCCCCUGGAGAAGAAACGCCUUUCCAGCUGUGACAGGGCCUUGGGAUCCCUUCUCUCCCAACGCCCUCAAGAUCGGUCUGAGUUGCUUCUGUUCACUGACUGGUGAAGGUGACCAAAGCUGCUUCUUGUCAAAUCCGGCAGAACGAGACCUUUCCCCAACCCCCCUCGAGUCUGAUCUUCCCCCCCAACGGCCACAACAGCCUUCCGUCCAGGUGAACGGGGAGGCCUCGCUGCUUCUCUUCUGCUGCUUCCCUUGAGUUCGGAUGGGGGCUGGGGAAGAAGGGCUCCCUCGGAGGAGCAGACCAGUUAGGCCUGUCCUGUCCUGCCACAUUGUUGUGAUUGCCUCGAAAUACAGUGCUCCCUUUUCUUGGCUGCUUCUGUAAAACUGGUUGCCAGACCUGGGCAUCCCCGGCUGUCAACGAUCAGUGGUGCUCCAGAAAUUAAAACUUGAUUUGGUUUCUGGGCAAAAGACAGAAAAGGAUUUUGUUUCUUCUAAAAUGUUUGCACAAACCGUACUAAGAAAAUAAUUUUGUUAGCCACACAAGGUCAAAUCCAGAAAUAAGCCAGAAGCGGUUUGCAGAAACAGGCAGGCCAAAGGCCUGAGUAUUUGGGACCUGACAGGUGGGUUCUCACCAGUUCAGCUGAACAUGCACCCAAACAGGUUCUCUCUCCAGGGCAGCCAUCUUGAUUUUCUGUUCUGCACGUGCACAGAACAAUCUUCAUUGAAAAAAUGUAAUUUUCCCCCUCUUUUAAUGUGCACAUGUGCAGACCUUUUUAGUGCGCGUCUGGCGUGGGUGCUUGCUUCACUCAUGCACGCAAAAAUUUUUGGGUGCCGAACUGGUGGUAAUGCCAGCAGGAACCCACCCUUGGGACCCAGCAUCAGUGAUACUUAAAGCAUUUGAAUACCGGUAGUCCUCAACUUACGACUCUAAUAGGGGCCUGCUCAUUACCAUUUGCAAACCAUGACGGUUAUAACCUGGUUACUUUUUUUUUUUUUGCAAUUCCGGUUUUCAACAAAAACAAUUGCAGUCAUGUGACUGCGGGACGAAACACAUGGCAAUAAAUGUGGCCUAGUUGCCUGGUACCUGAAAUGC
Messenger RNA from Thamnophis sirtalis, 2445 nucleotides. The record is from RefSeq and is a predicted model, not a curated record. Lineage: Eukaryota; Metazoa; Chordata; Lepidosauria; Squamata; Natricidae.